Messenger RNA from Leptopilina heterotoma, 2032 nucleotides. RefSeq names its product E3 ubiquitin-protein ligase parkin (gene park). Lineage: Eukaryota; Metazoa; Arthropoda; Insecta; Hymenoptera; Figitidae. The transcript is spliced from 8 exons. The coding region runs from base 306 to 1799 and encodes 497 amino acids. Gene Ontology annotation, biological process: regulation of mitochondrion organization; negative regulation of protein phosphorylation; protein polyubiquitination. The record is from RefSeq and is a predicted model, not a curated record. Gene Ontology annotation, molecular function: ubiquitin conjugating enzyme binding; ubiquitin protein ligase activity; zinc ion binding. Gene Ontology annotation, cellular component: cytosol; mitochondrion; endoplasmic reticulum.
ACAAUUAUAUUUUGUUAUUGUAAAUUUGUAAUCCUGUACUAUAUAAAUAUAUAUUACUAUAAUACGUGUAAUAUAAUGUAUAUUUUUACAUCAAUAUUAAAAGAACUUUAGGAGCUAUACCAACAAUGUGGAUUUAAGACGUAUUUAAAAAUAGUAUUCGCAAAACAAUGAUUUAUAAUGCAGUUAGUUAUUUUCAAAUAAAUUGUUUAUUUGUCAGAUUUAGUUAACAUGCCGUCUGCGUAGGUUAAGUUAUGAAUUCUAAUAUCAUGACAGAAAGUUUCCUAAACACCGAUUCAUUAUGAAACAUGAGUUUUUUAUUCGAUCUAAUUAGAAGUGUUUUUUUAAGAAUGUUAGAAUUAAUUUGGUCAAGUAAAACCCGUAUUUCAAAUACUCUAAGUAUUUACGUGAAGACAAACACUGGAAAAACUGUGCACAUUGAUUUAAAUCCAAAAUGGGACAUCAAGAAUGUCAAGGAAAUUGUUGCCAAAAAAUUGGACAUGCCUGCAGAGGAGUUAAAAAUUAUUUUCGCCGGUAAAGAACUUCACAAUUCAACAAUAAUUGAGGAAUGCGAUUUGGGACAACAAAGUGUUUUACAUGCAGUUCGAACUCAUCAUAAAGUUAAAAAAAUUAAUAAAACCACAAUAGAGGAAUCAAUAUCAGAAAAUUCGGAAUAUAAUGACAGUGGAAGUAAACCUCUCAAUGAAACUUUGUCCGAUUUACCCUUGGACGAAUCCAGUGAAUUAGAAUCGACUUCGGAAGAACAAAAAAAUCGAGCGCACUUUUAUAUUUAUUGCUCGGCUCCAUGCAAAUCUGUUGAGGCUGGAAAAUUGCGAGUUAGAUGUGCAACUUGUAAACAUGGUGCAGUCACUGUCGAUAGAGAUCCACAAUGUUGGCCAGAUGUCUUACUGCCGCAAAGAAUAACAGUUCAUUGUGAAAAUGAAUUUUGUCAAUUCUCCAUUUCACCGAAUGACGAGAUUGAAUCGCAAGUUCAUUAUGCACAAUUUUAUUUCAAGUGCGCAAAACAUCCCAGUUUGGGAGAAACUGACGAAGCAGUGCCUUUAUAUCUCGUGAAACCGAAUUUAGCGAAAAUUCCCUGCCUCGCUUGCACUGACAUUAGAGAAACUGUAUUGGUUUUUCCAUGUGAAGCGGGUCAUGUCACUUGCUUGGAUUGCUUUCGUGAUUAUUGUUCGUCGAGAUUACGCGAAAGGCAAUUUCAAUUUGACGACACACGUGGAUAUUACACUUUACCUUGUCCUGCUGGUUGUCCAAAUUCAUUUAUUCCCGAAAUUCACCAUUUUCAUCUUCUACCCUCACAGCAAUACGAACAAUAUCAACGUUUUGGUACAGAAGAAUAUGUUCUUCGUGAGGGAGGAAUUUUAUGUCCGCAGCCCGAUUGUGGAAUGGGAAUAAUACCACCAAAAGUUGAAAAUGGAUAUACGGAGGAAGAUUGUCGUAAAGUGCAAUGCAUCGGUGGUUGUGGAUUCGUAUUCUGCAAAAAAUGUUUACAAGGAUAUCAUGUUGGCGAUUGUGAACCUCAGGCUCAAUCUUAUGGCAAUUCGAGCUUUGGAUCUGGAUACGUUGUAGAUCCUUUAAAAGCAAAGGAUGCAAAAUGGGAAGAAGCAAGUAAAAAGACGAUAAAAAUUUCCACAAAGCCGUGUCCUAAAUGCCGAACACCAACAGAAAGAGAUGGAGGAUGUAUGCACAUGGUGUGUACAAGAGCUGGUUGUGGAUACCAGUGGUGUUGGGUGUGCCAAACCACUUGGACAAGAGACUGUAUGGGCAAUCACUGGUUUGGUUAAAUUUACCAAAUGAAAUUUAAUUUAUUCCCUUUAAAUUGAAUUCACAUUAAUUCACUAAUUAAUUCUUUAAUUUAAUAUACCUUCUUUAUUUAAUAUUUAAGUUUCUCUUCUACGAAAAUGACAUUUGUGAUACUUAUAUAACUUUUUCCAAAAAAGAACAUUUUUUAAAUAUGUAAACAUUAUAUCUAUUUGUAACGAGAACUUAAUAGAUAAUAAAUUUGAAUUCUUUACAA